This is a messenger RNA of Rhipicephalus sanguineus (brown dog tick), 1683 nucleotides long. RefSeq names its product probable dimethyladenosine transferase. The record is from RefSeq and is a predicted model, not a curated record. Bases 114 to 1031 code for a protein of 305 amino acids. Gene Ontology annotation, cellular component: mitochondrial matrix. Gene Ontology annotation, biological process: rRNA methylation. Gene Ontology annotation, molecular function: rRNA (adenine-N6,N6-)-dimethyltransferase activity. NCBI's taxonomy places the organism in Eukaryota, Metazoa, Arthropoda, Arachnida, Ixodida, Ixodidae. The transcript is spliced from 2 exons.
CAUCGCGUAUGUCAGCUGUGAACACGUGUUCGAAGUGUGGAUUCUCAGCGAAUGUGUACGCCACUGUAACUUAGUCUUGUCUUGCUGGGAUAUUCAGUAGUCCAUCAGGCACCAUGCCGAAGGUGAAAACCGAACGUACGCGCCAGCACGAGGUGGUGCAGCGUCAGAACAUCGCGUUCCGCACCGAGCUGGGCCAACACAUCCUCAAGAACCCGCUGGUCAUCAACGGCAUGAUCGAGAAGUCGGCCAUCCGUCCCACCGACGUCGUCCUCGAAGUCGGCCCCGGUACGGGAAACAUGACCGUCAAGUUGCUCGAGAAGGCCAAGAAAGUGAUCGCCUGCGAAGUGGACACUCGCUUGGUCGCCGAACUGCAGAAGCGCGUACAGGGUACGCACCUGCACAGCAAACUGCACAUCAUAGUGGGCGACGUGCUCAAGUCGGAGCUGCCUUUCUUCGACAUCUGCGUCGCCAAUCUGCCGUACCAGAUUUCCUCGCCGUUCGUCUUUAAAUUGCUGCUGCACCGGCCCUUCUUCAGGUGUGCUACUCUGAUGUUCCAGCGAGAGUUCGCCCAGAGGCUCGUGGCCAAACCAGGCGACAAAUUGUACUGCCGGCUGUCGGUCAACACGCAACUGUUGGCACGUGUCGACAUUCUCAUGAAGGUGGGCAAGAACAACUUCCGGCCACCGCCCAAGGUCGAGUCGAGCGUCGUGCGGCUUGAGCCGCGCAAUCCGCCACCGGCCAUCAACUUCGUCGAGUGGGACGGGCUGCUCCGCAUCUGCUUCGUACGGAAGAACAAGACCCUGAGCGCCGCCUUCAAGCAGACGUCCGUGCUGGCCAUGCUGGAAAAGAACUACAGGGUCCACUGCUCGGUGGCCAACGAAGAACUGCCCGGCGAAUUCAACAUGAAGGAAAAAGUGGACGAAAUCUUGUCGCAGGGUGGUUACUCCGACAAGCGCGCCCGAACGAUGGACACUGACGACUUCAUGGCGCUUCUGCACUUGUUCAACACAAAUGGCAUACACUUCUCCUGAGGCAGCGUUGAGAAAGACUGUGCCAUAUAUGAACUCGGGAGGAACGUAAUAGUUAUGAUAGCUUAUAACUGUGUGCAUCAGAAACGAGGACACGCAACACUUACGUUUGUCUAUUUUUUUGUUUAUGUGUCGGCACUGUUUCUGAUGCAGGCUGUUAUAAACUAUCAUGACUAACAUAGCUCACCAACACGUCUCAAGCUAAUAGUUGUACCAGGGACUGCAUUCUAGGUGGGCUGGCGUUAAGUCGCAAGCUGUGUCAAUGGGCCACAAUUGUUGCGGCUGCUUGAUUCUAUGAAGAAUAAGCUCACCGUCACAGGCUUGGAUUUGUGCUGUGAUGGCGGCAUUCGGGCACGAUUGCAGUGCGAAGUGUCUCAGUGACGGCAGUAGUUCAAAACAAAUCAUUGUUCAUAUUGCACUUAUUUAAGUAUAUUCUGUAAUAAAAUGCCACUUAUAAGCCUUUGCCUUUAUAAGCCUUUGCUUCUCCAGAUGGUGCUUUAAUUGUAGAAGCUGUAAUCCUCUCUCUGAAAACUUGAUAUGUCCUGCAAUAAUCCCUCAAUGCUGAAAUGAAAAGCAUCUCACAAAUAAUGUCAGAUUUCUGCUCCAACGUGUAUAGGAGUCUUUUUUUUUACUUUAAUAAAAGAAAGGCUUGUUU